Molecule: messenger RNA, 1276 nt
Organism: Westerdykella ornata
Lineage: Eukaryota; Fungi; Ascomycota; Dothideomycetes; Pleosporales; Sporormiaceae
Exons: 1
Coding region: 117-1214 (365 amino acids)
Cellular component (GO): nucleus
Molecular function (GO): metal ion binding; ubiquitin protein ligase activity
Source: RefSeq, a predicted model, not a curated record
AACAUGUACUGUGUAUAAAACACCGCUUGACGUCCUGCUCCGGAAAUAAUAGAUCCACCCUUCUACUGCGGCAACUGUGCGUGCUGGGUGCGGUACGACACCACAGACAAUACAGCAUGGCGCACAGCAAGCGCAACACCUCGCGCGCCGUCUUCACCUCGUAUGAGCGUGAAUCCCUCAAGUCCUCCUGGGGCUCGCAGUCCACCCGUCUGUCGCGAGACUCCUUCCUCCCGUUCGGAUCCUGCUCCUUGUGCCUUCUGCCCGCCGUGGACCCCGUGUGUUGCCCGCACGGCGACCUCUUCUGCCGAGAAUGCGCAAUGACAAAUCUACUCGCCCAGCGGAAGGAGAUCAAGCGGCUGGAGAAGGUAGCGGAGCGGUUGAAGGAAGAAGAGGAGGAACGCAGACUCAGAGAGGAGGAAGAGGCGAGACAACGAGCCGUGGAGGAGUUUGAAGCCGUCCAGAUGGGCCUGGAGUUCAAGAUUGGCGCAGGUACCAAGGUAGUGGGCCGAGAGGGUGGCAAAGUCGUGGUCGAAAAGGAGGACGAAGGAAGAGAAGGCCAACCCAGAGGCACGAAGCGAAAGUUCGAAAUCGACGAGGAGGAACUGAUGCGCAUUGCAAAAGAGGAACGGAGCCGCGCAAAGCUGGCCAUUGAUGCAGAGAGGAAGGCCGCCAAGGGGCAUCUUCCUAGCUUCUGGGUGCCAACGGAAACACCAGACUCGAAUCGCAAGCCCAUUGCCAAGAUUAAGCAAUCUCCUACCUGCCCGUCUAGUGAUCCGGAAAACCCGCAUCCGCUUUCCCUCAAAUGCUUGACCACGGUCCACUUCACGGAGGAGAAGUCCCCAGGAUCCGAGAAGCCCGUACGCACGUGCCCCAGCUGUCGAAAGACGCUUUCGAAUGCUACAAAGGCUGUCCUAGCAAUACCCUGCGGCCACGUGUUGUGCAAGCCUUGUGUUGAGAAGUUUCUCAAACCGGAACACCGGCACCAUAGGGACGCGCAUGAUGAAGAGCCUGAACCCGAUAUGAUACACUGCUAUGUUUGCGAUGCAGACCUCAGCCCGGGCCCUGAAAGCAAGGAGAAGGAGGGAAAGAAGCACAAAAAGGGGGAUGAUAGAGCUCCCAAGCCAGGUCUCGUUGACAUUAGAACGGAGGGUACUGGAUUCGCCGGGGGUGGGAAGAACGUGGUGAAGAAGGAAGGAGUAGCAUUUCAAGUUUGAACAACAAUAUAUGAUACCCAAGGCAUGCACUUAACGAUAUCUAUUAACGACAUGUAUUAACG